AUGCAUGAUUAUGUAUACCUGCAUUGUAAUAAGUUCAAAGAGGCAGCAGCUAAAUAUGAUCAUAUUGAUUAUCUAGUGGACGACUCAAUAUUAACUUUACAGUUGAAUGCUAAACAGAAAUACAGUUUAGAGUAUACAUCAACUGCAAUUGAUGAAGUUGAUGAUGAGGGUAUAGAUGAUGAUUUUAGAACAUUCGCAACAGAAAACCACGAAUUUGUAAAAUAUUUAGGCCAAACAUUUGUCGAUUAUUUCUUAAAAUUAGAGAUACAGUUUAUGGAGUUCACAUCAAGUAAUUUUGAAGAGCUUAAUCAAGACAAUAAGGAAAGUUUAGCAUUAUUAAUACAACAAUUAUAUGAAAAAGGCGACAAGGUUGAGAAACUUGAACCACCAAGGUUCAAUGAGGUUCAAUUUACUAGUAACUAUAUAAGUGAACUAAAGGAACUAAUAGAUAAUUUCAAUACCAAUUUUGAACAGUACAUAAAUGAAACAUAA
Messenger RNA from Parnassius apollo (apollo), 492 nucleotides. The record is from the annotation of a GenBank genome assembly. Lineage: Eukaryota; Metazoa; Arthropoda; Insecta; Lepidoptera; Papilionidae.